Cladophialophora immunda is the source of this 4282-nucleotide messenger RNA. RefSeq lists its product as uncharacterized. Gene Ontology annotation, cellular component: nucleus. The transcript is spliced from 3 exons. Gene Ontology annotation, molecular function: DNA-binding transcription factor activity, RNA polymerase II-specific; RNA polymerase II cis-regulatory region sequence-specific DNA binding. Bases 1418 to 3463 code for a protein of 681 amino acids. The record is from RefSeq and is a predicted model, not a curated record. Gene Ontology annotation, biological process: regulation of transcription by RNA polymerase II. NCBI's taxonomy places the organism in Eukaryota, Fungi, Ascomycota, Eurotiomycetes, Chaetothyriales, Herpotrichiellaceae.
UGUUUAUCUCUUCCCGUUGCGAUCUUCGAGCCGCUUGUGGCCACCCCGGCUAAAGAGAGACAAGUUAAAACGAAUCCACGUCCAGCUUCCUGCAGCUCGUAGCUGCCAGGGCCUCUUGAACCUGCCUCUUUUUCUCCCCCCAGUCUCCGAUCCCACUUGCGUAUCACGAUUCGGUUUGCCUGCGCCUCUUUUCCUCUUUCAUCAUCCUCUGCUCUCCAUCCUUCUCGUCGCUCUCGUCGUUCCGUCGAACCAGACACACUGGCCACGGGGCAUCCGUUGGAACAAGUCAAGCCCGGCCCAGUCCCACCAGCCAAACCACAAACCCAUUCCCAGCAGAAUCCACCAGCCAGGGUGUACCCAAGAACAAGGACCCUUUUAUUAGUUCGUUCAGCACGGGCCUGCCUGCCUGAGCCACUCGACCUCUCCUCGCUGCUGUUACUCCACUCGAAUACCGUCACCACCUCCAUCACCCGUAGCCCUCAACCACUGGGCCGGUUCACAACCAUACGAGUCCGUCACUCAUCUUUCCUCUCCUCUUCCCACUCGGCCUGUCGCGAACCAUUUGCCAUAGAAAGCCACCUUCGAGUCAACUUCGAUCCAAGAGCCUCUCACAUUCUCGAAAUUUGACCCCCGCUCCCAAUCGCGAUUCAUCAGAUUGCAGUCAACUAAACAGUCAAAGAUCCUCGUCAUUUCAAUUCGGCUAUCCUGUUGAGAUCCCUACCUGCUGCCAACCAUUCCGAAGCAUUUACGGCGCUCACCUCGCUUCUGUCAAACGAGUACCUACCUACCAGUUAUUCUGCUGCCCUCGUCGCUUUCAGUCCCUCCCUUCGCCCUUUCUCGUACACGAUAUCGGCAGCGGCGAAAACCACAGCAACUUCUCUUGCGCCGCAGAUCCCCAGGCCGUAUUUCUGUCGCGUUCGGCGGCGCGAUUCCUCAACCGUUUCCCCUCACCGUCGAAACCCGGCCUCCUGCUCCUUUCGUCUUUUUCGCACUUUCGUUCUCUUCAACUUUUGGUCGCUUGAAGUCUCCGCUCAUUGAAUUGAGGUUGAAGCUGUCUGUUCGCCCGAACGAAUAGAAGUUCAUAUUUCUCGAUACGCCUCAGCCUCGCCUUCUGAAUCCAGCCCGCAAUCAAAACCUGCGAAACCCGCCGAGAAACUGGCCAACCCCAGACAUUGUGCCUUCAUAACAUGCUGCGCAUCGCCGUUUGCCGGGUGUUUAAGAGAUAGGAGAAGAAAAAGAAAGGGAAUCAUCGGCGUCUAUUAGCCGACCUGGCAAUCUGUACAAUAAAAACACCUUGCGUUGCCGUGAGGCUGAAAAGCGCCUCGUGCUCAGCCUACACUUUUUCAGCUCGGGAACCCCAGCCCUGUCCAACCUAUGCGCCUUUCAAAAGGUACGCCAUCCUCAUGCGUCUUUAUUCAUGUCGCAAAUCCCCUUACUCUCCUUUUAUGGAUUACGAACAGUCCAUGACCGCCUGCCCGCCGUUUCUACUCCUCAAGCACAUCCUAACACGGGAAGAGAUGUCGAAUGCACAGCCUGUUGCUCAAGGACUCGCACACUGACUAUUAUCCCAGAUCCGCAAAUAUCCCCAGAGGCUUCUGUUCCGACCUCUCCCACAUUCGUUAAACCACCCAGCUCAGCGCAGUCUCCUUCCAAAGCCCGAGCCAGCUUGCGCGACGACUUUGAAGAGUCGUCGAGACCUGGGAAGAAACCAAGGCUCGAAGGCCCUUUAAUGACUGCCGCCGUCGCCUUUGCCGAGGAACGACACAAAGCAUCUCCAUCUACGCCUCCUCCGACAUCUGGAACAAGUCCAAAUCCGUCUCACCAAGCCCGAAGUGCGCUCAUGGGCGCAAAUCAGAAUGUGACGAGCAAAGCUCUCGAGCCAACGUCGGACAUACCUUCAGAUCCUGCGACUACAGUCAGCGAGCCACUAGCUGUAGUUGCGGAAAAUAUUCAGCAACCAGGUGGAUCUGUUCCAGAAGGCUCUGCGUCCGGAGACAACCAUGCACCGUUGACUAGUCCAACAAGUAUGUCGAGCGGUGGGACGUUGGGAACCCUCGAAGGCAUGCCGGCCGUCUCGGGCAUGACCACCACCGUAGGCAGCCCCCUCGCGCUCGAAGAAACAGUCCGUCAGGUCGUGAAUGCAGAGGCAGGCUCUACCUCUCCUGGCGGUGUCGCGAAGACGGGGGCGCUCUCGUAUCCGACCCCCUUCUUACAACCACAAGUGGCGGAAAACGCUGCUAGACGAGGGAUGAGCUUGCCUCAUUCCGGUACACGACAAGGUACAAAAUCUCCUUCCAGCAAAAAGCACAGAUGCCCCUACUGCGCCACCGAGUUUACUCGUCAUCACAAUCUGAAGAGCCAUCUGUUAACGCAUAGCCAAGAAAAACCCUACGUCUGCUCGACCUGCUCAUCCCGCUUCCGCCGCCUUCAUGACCUCAAGCGGCACACCAAGCUCCACACCGGCGAAAGGCCUCAUAUCUGCCCCAAGUGUGGCCGCAAGUUUGCCCGAGGCGAUGCUUUGGCUCGCCAUAACAAGGGGCCGGGAGGUUGCGCCGGACGGAGAUCCAGUAUGGGCAGUUUUGGUGGGGAGGAAGAAGUGGAUGCGGACGAGUCAAUGGAGGGCGUGGUAUACGGCGAACCCGAACCUUUGGAGGAUGAAGAAGGCAACGACAAACGACCAGGUAUCCGCCGACAAGCACCUUCGGGAGACGACACGCUCGACGAUCCUGCCCAUACGUCUCGAAUUCCGAGCACGUAUCCUCCAAUACAGGGCCGUCCUCCGGGUGGCAUCGCCAGUGGUCAAUUUCCGCCUCGACCUGGAUUUAACCAACAAGGUGCGGGCCCCAGCAAUGCUCCGGUGACUUCACCUGCGGCAAUCCCGUUCCCACCCAUGUCCGGGUCGUCGUCGAGCGCGCGGACCUCCGCUCCAGGGACCGUCUACCCACAGAAUCCAAUGACAGAGAGUCCAAAACCUCUUUCGCCGGGCCAAACGCAGAGGGUUGGUCAACUCCCUGGAGGCGACGGCAGCAUUGGCAGGAACCGAUCACCAAGCACGACCUUUUAUCCCCAAGCGCACGCACGAUCCGGCGGUGGCUCAGGGUCGUCUCUGGGCGUGCCCUCGAGUGGUCCUCAGUUACCACCUCCUCAUGCGUUAAACCCGCCGGAUGCGAGAUAUACCUUGCCCAGUCAAGGCGGGCCGGCGCAUCCUCCCACUCAGCCUAGUGGGCCACCUACUCACAUGAGUGGGAGUGGCCCCUUGUCAUCUCACAGCAACAGUCUGUCGAGUCAUGGUCAUUCCGGCCAUGGCAGCGGAGAAACGUCCAAAGCCAUGUUUGCGCAAGAAGAGCGACUAUGGGCAUAUGUGACGAGCCUCGAACAACGGAUGAACAACAUGCAGGAAGAGAUUAAUUCAUUGAAGCACCAACUGGCCAAUGCUACACAGCAACAACAGCAACGGGUUUGAAACGUCUUUUAGUAUGAUACAGAGCACUCUUAAGCAACAACGAUUUUUGCUCGCCAACCAGACGGAAAGGAAAAGCAAAUAUGACGCUACAGAUAUUGUUCGGGCUUCGAUGUGGAGUUCGAAUACGAACAGCAAAAACAUGGCACAGUCAAAAAGCAUUAACAGGGCAUGCUGCCGGGGUUUUAUCCGAUUCUAGCAUUUUGCUUUGGGCACGUUACAGAUACCCCUCGUGUUGCAUCAUUUUUUACCCCUCUCUCUUUUUAAUUCACUCUAUACGAAGGGACAUUGCAGGUUUCCAAAAGACUGGGCGUCUUUUCUGUGUGUACGGGUUUCGGCGUUGAGGCAACGGAGGCGGGUUGGAUUGGCCUUGAGAUAUAGGCCAAGCGCAAUGCGACGGCGCCAUGAUGAUCUCAGUGCUCGUGACGGGGAUGAAUGCGGGCACGGACAAAAACCGGCUAGGGAUGGGAUCGGUAUGAGUUCAUUGACUGAUGGGCCAGAUGAUUGUGUUUGUUGUUUCACUUAUUUCACACCAAUGUGUAUAUGUACAUUACGGACCAUUUUUUAUACUGUCAACCAAAGAUUGGCCAAAAGACCGCACGGAACCUGGAUUCACGCUUGCCAUAUAAAGGCAGUUACAUCGGAAGGGGGCAUGGGGCAAUGGAAGCAGUGAAUACAGCUGGAUAGGGAGAGAAAAAAGGAAGUCUGUCCGGAAAUCUAGGUGAAAUGCACCAUCCUGGAGUUCUCCUACUGCCCUACAUGAGCCGUACCGAAUCUCGAUCCAUUUUAUCAAGUCUGCCCAUCGGUAUAAAACAAGAUGCA